Messenger RNA from Fusarium vanettenii 77-13-4, 3132 nucleotides. RefSeq lists its product as uncharacterized. Bases 1 to 3132 code for a protein of 1043 amino acids. The transcript has 2 exons. The record is from RefSeq and is a predicted model, not a curated record. Lineage: Eukaryota; Fungi; Ascomycota; Sordariomycetes; Hypocreales; Nectriaceae.
AUGUCGGGUCUUGAAGCCUUGGCGGCCUUUUCGCUCGCUUGCAAUGUCAUGCAGGUCGUUGAGGCCGCCUACAAGACAGUCGGCACUUGCAAACGCAUCUACCAAACUGGACAGCCUGAUCCGGCACUCAGCGACUACAGCAGACAACUCCGCAGCAUUUCAGAUGCGUUAGAAACACAGCUUAAAAAGACCGUGGGCCCUCUAUCCGCGGAUGACACUCGACUUCGAGACUUGGCCGUCCGAUGCACAACCAUUGCCAAUGGACUGCAGGACCAAAUCGCAUCACUGUCAAAGCCAGCUGGGAAAGGAACCAUCGGCUCAAGUAUCCGACUCGCCAUCAAGAGCAGAUUGAAACAAAGCGACCUCAAUCGUUGGGAGAAGGACCUCGCAAAGGCCCAAUCUGCCAUGGAGACUCAGUUGCUUGUCAGCCUGCGGCAACGUGUAGACGCCAACAUGUUGCAGAAUGACAAAAUGGAUCGCGACCUCAAGUACUUCAUCCGCCAGCUGGCAGACGGCCAAACAAAUGUUUCAAACUUGAUUCUCAGACAGACUUGCGAAAUCAAGGACGAGAUUUUGGAGGCUGGGGCGUCGACAAGGACACACAUCACCACCGAAUUACUCCACACCGACAACCGCAUGCAGAACCACGUAUCCAAGGCCGUGAAUAACGUUCAAGGCGUUAUUGAGAGGCAUACGCAAGAGGAUAGUGCUUCUCGCACCCAGGAAGAGGCGUAUCGGCAUCUUCUCAGCAGUCUCAAAUUCCCGGAAAUGGAGACCAGGCGGAACCAUGUCGCUCAUGCUUCUUCCGAGACGUUUCGCUGGAUUCUUGAUUCUCAAGACUCCCAGUGUGAAGAAGGUCCUAAAUCUCGGAAUUGGGACAGUUUGGUUGAGUGGCUUCAAUCAUCCCAACCCGUGUACUGGAUCAGUGGAAAGCCAGCAUCGGGGAAAAGUACCGUCAUGAAGUUCAUCUUGGGCCACAAACAGACGGGGCUGUUAUUGCGGCAAUGGCAAGACAAUGUCCGCAUACUUUCACAUUUCUUCUGGAAGCCAGGCACCGAGCUUCAGCAGAGCAUCAAAGGCCUCCUCUGUUCACUCCUGCAUCAAGUAUUCGUCCAAGACAAGUAUCAGGCGUUAUCAUACCUCAAGGCACGGCAAGGAAUAUGCUGGAAAGAUUCACCGUCAGACUGGGAUCCAAAAGAGCUCCAAGCUUUGCUGAUCGACAGCUUCCAGCAUCCCUCGGCGGCUUUUUGCCUAUUCAUCGAUGGCCUUGAUGAGGUCUGGCCCGAAGACGGGGUCCAGAAUCUCUUUUCAGUACUUAAAACACUUCUUGAGAAAAGAAAUCGUCUCAAACUCUGUGUCUCGAGUAGACGGGAACAUCUGCUGGAAACCCGUCUCCACGAUUACCCUCAGCUACGAAUGAAUGAAUUGAUUCAGAACGACCUCAUGAAAUAUGCUACUCAGGCCUUAAGCGAGGCAUCAGCUCACGCAGACCUUGACAGCGGGGAUAUGGAACAUAUGAUCAACGAAAUUGUUCGGGCGUCUGAUGGUGUCUUUCUCUGGGUUGUCCUUGUGAGCAAGUCGUUAUCCAGAGGGCUGCAAAACGGCGACUCUCGCAAGGAGCUAUUUCAGCGACUCGACUCUCUCCCACGCGACCUCGAGGGCUUGUACCUGGACAUGUGGCUCAGGCAGAAUGGAGAUGACGAAAUCUAUCGCAAGUCAUCUGCAAAGUUGUUUUAUCUCUCCCUGGUCGGGUUGGGGUGGAAAGAGAAGCCGCCAUUUGGGCCAGAUUUACAAGUUUUUCAACUGAUGGACGCAAUGAAUGAUGAGAGCCCGGAAGAUCAUCUGAUACAUCAUCCUUAUCCACUUGAAGAAUUCGAAAAAAGAUACCAAACGACUGCCAAGAUGAUUCAGAUCAGGAGUGCUGGUCUUCUAGAGGUACACAAAAAGCCCCGAUAUUACCGCCCGUUUUCCAACUCGGUUUCUAGAGACACUGUUGGGUUCAUUCAUCGAUCCGCCCAGGACUUUCUCAUUGAAACCCAGCAGGGGCGAGCUGUGUGGGCAGACCAUGGGAUGACUUAUGACAUAGCUUGCACCAAGCUUUAUCUAUCACGGAUGGCAACUCACUUUUAUGACGUGGUCGAGCCAUCUAAAGUACUUUUCUGGAGACUCUGUUCCAUGCUCCGUCUGCUUGCAGGACAUUGCCACCUCCUCGAGUCCGGUACCAUACGUCACUGCCUUCAGGAGACGGCCAAACUGUGGCCCCGCUUCAACACAUCUGCAGUUGAGCGGGAUCAGACUAUUCGCGGUCGCCGUGACAUGUUGGUGGAGGCGAGCCGUUGCGGGUUUUCUGACUACGUGUCCGAGCAGCUAUGUGCAGAGCAAAACGAAUCAUCGGGCGUUCCACUACUCUUUCUGCAUUUGACUUGCACCCAUGGCUGGAUGGGAUGGUUGGAUCCGGGCUGGAGUGAAGCGGCACAACUUCGUGUGCUAGAGGGUCAAUGCCAUCUCCUGCGUCUCUUCCUCGACAAGCUGGCGUCCCGAGACCCCAAGACAUUUACCUUGCCGCCGGUGGGAGAUGGUGGCCCAUGCUCCAGCAUUUCUCGGACUCUGGGCGGUUUUCUCCUAUUCAUCCGAGAGAAUAUCCACAGAGUUGGCCCAGCAUCUGCCCAAGCUCUCUUGGACACAUUGGGGGCAUUUGAUGGAACUCCUGUUGAUCUAACCAAUAAGCUGCUCCUAAAUCUCGAUUGGAGAACUACGAGUAACUUGGUCGUGUCAUAUCUCAAGGUGUCGCUCUUCGAGCCCGCAGCUACCAUCAGCCCGAGAACUAAUCGUGUCCAAGUUGAAAUCUCCCUCGGUGACUGGGUAGAUGCGACUCGAAACAACCUCCAUGUGCUGAUCGCUGGUCAUGGCCCCGUCACCGAGGAUAAGUCAGGUGCCUCACACGUGCGAUUUGUGAGUUUGAUCACCAAAAACAGGGACAAAGACAUUUGCAGAUACACCCCCGACGAAAGCCAGGUGGACCAUCUUUCACACAUGGCCCAGGAGCUGCUCUACCUUCCAUUUAUACUUUCGGGCUAUAACGACGUAUACGACGAUACAUCGUAUAAAGCCUUUUACGAUAAGAUAAUAUGA